UAUUCGUUUCUCCUCGCUCCAGUUGACUGGUGCUGCCCACUUUCCCUUCUUUCCCAGAUCGAUAAAUACCACACAGCCUUCUCGUUCUCUUCCAUAAACAAAUCAAACGCUCAGAAAAUUUCAGUGACGAUGCAUAAGAGUCCCUCAGGAUCACUGGGGCCUGGCGGGCUUGACCUGAGCCAGGUCUUCUUCAAGCCUCUCCACGACACUGCUCCGCCUUCUCCCACUAAGCGCAACACUAAAAUCUCCGUCAUUGGCACCGGCAAUGUCGGUAUGGCCAUAGCUCAAACCAUCCUCACCCAAGACUUGGUUGACGAGUUGGCUCUCGUCGAUGCUAAGGCCGACAAGCUCCGUGGCGAGAUGCUCGACCUCCAGCACGCCGCCGCCUUCCUUCCCCGCACGAAAAUCAUUGCUUCCACUGAGUAUUCCAUUACCGCAGGAUCUGAUCUCUGUAUCGUCACUGCUGGGGCCCGUCAGAUCCCGGGCGAGUCUAGGUUGAACUUGCUGCAGAGGAACGUGAACCUAUUUGAAUUGAUAAUCCCUCCGCUUGCCAAGUACUCUCCCGAAACCAUUUUGAUGAUUGUUUCCAAUCCAGUUGAUAUUUUGACUUAUAUCGCUUGGAAGCUCUCUGGGUUCCCACCGAAUCGGGUGAUCGGAUCGGGCACAAACUUGGAUAGUUCAAGGUUUCGGUUCCUCAUCGCGGAUCAUCUCGACGUUAACGCCCAGGACGUGCAGGCCUAUAUUGUUGGCGAACACGGUGAUAGUUCAGUAGCGUUAUGGUCCAGCAUAAGUGUCGGUGGAGUGCCAAUACUAAACUUCUUAGAUAAGCAGCAAAUUGCGUACGAGAAGGAGACUCUGGAGAACAUUCACCAAGCAGUUGUGGACAGUGCAUAUGAAGUGAUUAGCCUCAAGGGCUACACUUCUUGGGCUAUUGGCUAUUCUGCGGCUAACUUGGCUCGCUCCAUACUUAGAGACCAGAGAAAAAUCCACCCUGUUUCAGUGCUUGCUAAGGGCUUCUAUGGCAUUGACGGUGGGGAUGUCUUCUUGAGCUUGCCAUCACAGCUGGGUAGAGGUGGAGUCUUGGGGGUCACCAAUGUGCAUUUGACGGAGGAAGAGGCACAGCGACUCAGGGACUCGGCUAAGACCCUCCUGGAGCUGCAAAGCCAAUUGGGAAUAUAAGGUGUCUAUGGAUUUCACGUUAGAAUGCUGCAUUUAGUUGGAAGCCUGCCGGCCAGUCUUUUUUUCUUUCUUCGAUGUUCUCCAAGGUUAUAUGAAAUGAAAUGGCUCCUUUGUCCACUGCCAA
Messenger RNA from Manihot esculenta (cassava), 1303 nucleotides. RefSeq names its product L-lactate dehydrogenase B. Bases 130 to 1179 code for a protein of 349 amino acids. The transcript is spliced from 2 exons. Gene Ontology annotation, molecular function: L-lactate dehydrogenase (NAD+) activity. Gene Ontology annotation, biological process: carboxylic acid metabolic process. Lineage: Eukaryota; Viridiplantae; Streptophyta; Magnoliopsida; Malpighiales; Euphorbiaceae. Gene Ontology annotation, cellular component: cytoplasm. The record is from RefSeq and is a predicted model, not a curated record.